This is a messenger RNA of Dissoconium aciculare CBS 342.82, 2600 nucleotides long. RefSeq lists its product as uncharacterized. The coding region runs from base 196 to 2448 and encodes 750 amino acids. Lineage: Eukaryota; Fungi; Ascomycota; Dothideomycetes; Mycosphaerellales; Dissoconiaceae. The record is from RefSeq and is a predicted model, not a curated record. The transcript is spliced from 6 exons.
UUCACACCAUUGUGAUUAUGUUCGAAGGUACGCGCGCCAUGAAGAUAGUCGGUAGAGACAAAGCAAUCGCCUUUCUUUGAAGUUAAUCCUGUCGCGGCAAAGACAGGACAAGCCCAACGUUCUUUUGCAUAUGUGUGCCUCAGGCAGGAAGUGCAGUCCGCGAGUUGUCAUGUCUUCUAUUCUGCAAGGUGACCUAUGGAUCGCCGAUCACUGAACAAACAGUGGGGAAGAUACCACGUACCCUGUAGGAGAAAUUCGAUCAUCCACAACGAGGGAACAAACGACCCAAAGAACGAUCCAAAGAACGACCCAAAGAACGAUCCAAAGAACGACCCAAAGAACGAUCCAAAGAACGACCCAAAGAACGAUCCAAAGAACGACCCAAAGAACGACCCGAAGAAUGAUCCGAAAAACGAUCCGAAGACCGACCCGCAAACUCGGGAAUCGCAGGAAUCGUCUACUUGUGACACCAGAACGGCCACCGACGUCACCUUCUACGUCUCUUACGAAACUGACUCCGAUGGUAGCACUACAAAGACUUCGACCUAUUCGACCGGCUCUGCCGUUAUCAGAAGUUGCAGUGCCAGUCCUACUACAGUCACGUCAUCAACGGCUACAUGCACUGGAUCUUGUGUGUCUUGUGGCUGGUCGUACAAUGAUCUAGCAGAUCUGGCGGAACAGGUCGAGAGUGCAAAGGAUUUGAGCCCACGUGCGCGCCCCGUUCCGAACCUUCCAGUCGAGACAAGUUUGCCAUCUGGUCGAGGCAUCGCUGGCCGAAUUCGGUUGAGUACAGACGCUCCAUUCCCAACACCCGCACCCAUCUGGCCAACAGAAAAUCUCAAAAAGCGCAUAGAGGAGUCAAGGAUGUACGACAGAUUUGGAACUUGUCAGCUGAAUUCUAUGAUCACACUGGUGAAUUACCCGGACCCGGACAAAUUCCCUAUCAGCGCUAGCAUUGCCGAAGAGAUAGUAAAAUGGUUCGUGGUUUCUAGGCAGUCCACCACUAGCGGCACUUGUAAUGCAGGAUAUGCAUACCAAACCGAUGACAUUGCUGGUGUAUCUCCGGGUCUAUCAGCCAAAACCUACGUCACGAGUUUCGAUCCGUCACUUCGGGGCGAGCCAAAAGUGCCAGUGGUAAACGUCGAUCACGUUUACGAAAACACUCUCCUUGUGCAGUUCUUUGACUACAUUUUCACCCUCCCGGACGCGCCAACUUGUGAGGAAUUCAACAGAGUAUUCAUUGAUACUGAUUAUCUUCAGACACUCUUCGAGGCUCUGGCGAACGAAAAGCAUCCCAACGGUCUAAUAGCUAUGGAUAGAUUCCUCAACAAACUGAAAUCGAAUAUCUUCGGUUCAGACAUGGUUCUUGUGGAAGCAGUCGAUUUCAACAAGGCACAGUCAAAUAUCAAUGGCUAUGGGAUGGUCGCAAAUCUUCUUGGACGAGAAGAAUUCAUUGACGCAUUUCGCAAUACCCACGUUCGCUUGUACUACAUUCUGGGAUUCUACGACACGGUCUUUUCCGAUUGCGAAGUGGUCUUGGAUGAAGAUGGAAACCCUCGUCCUGCACCCACGACAGGUAUCCAUCUUCCGUGGGCUGACACGUACAGUACUUGGAUGGUGUCUGAGCUGUCGUCACGAGCAUCUGUCAUGUCAAGUAGUGCCGCGAUAUGGCACUCUAUAGCAUCAUCUUCUGCUGAGAGCAACACAAACUACAUCACGACGCAGCUCACAAUUACUUAUCCGGUGGAGCAUUUCACAAUGCCUGUACAAGCCAUGGCAGCCGGCCUUGUGAACCUUCACCUCCCCGAACCCACUCCGCAGAUACCACUUGAUCCCCAGCUACCUGCUGCACAAGAAACAACUGCAUCAAAUCGAAAGCGAGCAGCUUGCAGCUAUCGGCCGGUGCCUUCUUCGCUGACAGGCUCUCUUGGGCCUGGUAUGGGCAGCGGCACCGGACCUGGCAAUAACGGUGGCAGCGGACCUGGCGGCGGCAGCUCUGGUGGGAGCAGCAUUAUCGGCGGCAAUAACACGAAGCCCAGCAGCAUCACACCACCCGAUUCUACAACUUCGGCUCCAGCUCCGGCGCCAACGACCUCGGCGGAUGGUGGAAGUACGCCAACGACAAUUGCACCGCCCGGCCCCACAGAAGUUAACGGCCUGGCGAUUGAGAUUUUCACUUCGGAAGAUUGCACGGGAUUCCCAUCCUCGCCUAGCGCACGUGGUGUUUGCAAUGUCUUUUUCUCUGAGGGCAGAAGCGUGCGCAUCAUCAAGGCUCCAACAACUCAAUGCGCGAUUGGUUUCUACUCUCGCGGCUAUUGCAAUAACGGCGAUGGUCAGGAUGGCAACGAUCAAGCGUUAUACCUGCCUUUCGCUUCUGCAUUCGAGGGUCAAUGUGUGCCGUAUAAAGAUGGCGUCGCAUGGGUUGCUAUGCAGACCUUCGGCUGCUGAGUUUGGCGUUUUCAAGGACAACGUGCGGUUUGACGAAGUGAACAGCAGGACUGACUCACCACAGUUCAAAUCGCCGAUAAUUUUGUUCGCAUCACAAAACACAUGAUUUUAUUGAUUCUCAUAUAGAUUACAGCAUACAAUAUACACGUCCU